AGUUCCCGUGCAGUCGAAAUUGAAGAAAAGCAACACGAGUACGACUCAUAAUUGCAGUUCGCUUCACCACUCUCGUUCCUCUCACCGCGAACUUUGCGAAACAAGGAGUGUGUUCUGGCUCCAUCGGUGUUGGCUGAAGGACACGGAAUCAGGGGCACUGCAGCGAGUUUGACCCGGUUUUUGGGUGCAGUGAUGAGCGGGAGAAGAAGCUGGGGGACCUCAGCAUCAUUGCAGAGAGAGAGGGAGAGAGAGUCGGCAAGUGUCACAGCGCGAUCUCAGAACUGGAUGCUGCAGGACACGACAACAUGCCCCGCGAGCUCCGGUCCAGGUCAGGAGCAGUGACUGAGAGGAAUGUUUGGACCAACACAUGGCCAAGUGGACACGAUGAUUUCAGCUGAACUCCAUAGAAACAGUCAGCCAUGACCCUCUGGGUGUCACCGAGUCUCAUGUAUGUGUUUGUUUUGCUAUGCCAGCUGCUUGUUUUGUCCAGGAGCAAAUAUGUGAGGUCAGUGGUGCCCAGCUCCGCGACUCGUCUGGUGGCCAGGACGGAUGGAGACAUCAUCAUCGGAGCGCUCUUCUCAGUUCACCACCAACCUUCUGCUGAGAAGGUGGCCGAGAGGAAAUGUGGGGAGGUCCGCGACCAGUACGGCAUCCAGAGGGUGGAGGCCAUGUUCCACACUCUGGACAGGAUUAACUCCGACCCGCACUUGCUGCCCAACAUAACCUUGGGCUGUGAGAUCAGGGACUCCUGCUGGCAUUCCUCUGUCGCCUUGGAGCAGAGUAUCGAGUUCAUCAGAGACUCACUCAUCUCCAUCCGGGACGACAGCGAUGGCUCCAGGUGGUGUGUGGAAGGCUUUCCCUCCGCUCAGCCGCCGCCAACCAAGAAGCCGAUCGCGGGGGUCAUCGGGCCCGGCUCCAGCUCAGUGGCCAUUCAAGUCCAGAACCUUCUUCAGCUUUUCAACAUCCCCCAGAUCGCAUAUUCUGCCACAAGCAUUGACCUGAGCGACAAGACUUUGUUCAAGUACUUCCUGAGGGUGGUGCCCUCAGACACCCUGCAGGCCAGGGCCCUGUUGGACAUAGUCAAGCGAUACAACUGGACUUACGUGUCUGCAGUGCACACCGAGGGGAACUAUGGAGAAAGUGGGAUGGAGGUCUUCAAAGAACUGGCGUUACAGGAAGGAAUCUGUCUCUCCCACUCCGACAAGAUCUACAGCAACGCAGGGGAGAAGCACUUUGACCGGCUGCUGCGGAAGUUGCGUGAGCGGCUGCCCAAAGCCAGGGUUGUGGUGUGCUUCUGCGAGGGGAUGACGGUCCGAGGGCUGCUCAUGGCCAUGAGGCGUCUGGGAGUGGCGGGAGAGUUUCUCCUCAUUGGCAGUGAUGGUUGGGCCGACCGGGUUGAGGUGGUGGAGGGAUACGAACAGGAGGCAGCCGGCGGCAUCACGGUCAAGCUGCAGUCUGAAGAUGUCUCCUCCUUUGACGACUACUUCCUCAAGCUCAAGCUCAGCACCAACACACGGAACCCCUGGUUCCCUGAGUUCUGGCAACACCGCUUCCAGUGUCGCCUGGCUGGACACCCGCAAGAGAACCUCAACUAUGCUCGGAACUGCUCAGAGGAGGAUGAACUAGGUUACGAGAGCCUGGAGGACAACUACGUCCAAGACAGCAAGAUGGGCUUCGUCAUCAACGCUAUCUACGCCAUGGCCCACGGGCUGCACGACAUGCACGCUGAGCUCUGCCCCGGACACGUGGGUCUCUGCGACGCCAUGAAGCCCAUCGAUGGAAGCCACUUGUUGGACUUCCUCCUCAGGACCACCUUCACCGGGGUUUCUGGCGAAGACAUCUGGUUUGACGAGAAUGGAGACUCCCCUGGAAGGUAUGAGAUCAUGAACUUCCAGCGAUUACAGUCUGGAGGGUUCGACUACAUCAACAUUGGCUCCUGGCACGAGGGCGUGCUGAGCAUCGACGACGACAUGAUGCAGAUGAUGCAGAACAGCAGCAGCAUGGUUCGGUCCGUCUGCAGCGAGCCCUGCUCAAGAGGAGAGAUUAAGGUGAUCCGGAAAGGGGAGGUGAGCUGCUGCUGGAUCUGCACUGCAUGCAAGGAGAACGAAUAUGUCCAGGAUGAGUUCACAUGUACGGCCUGUGACCUCGGCUGGUGGCCCGACAGAGAUCUGGAAGGCUGUGAGCCUCUCCCUCUGCGCUACCUGGAGUGGAGCAACCCGGAGUCCAUCAUCCAAGUGGUUUUCUCCUGCAUGGGCAUCCUGGUCACAUCCUUCGUGGCCCUGGUCUUCGUCUUGUACCGAGACACGCCCGUGGUCAAGUCGUCCAGCCGUGAGCUCUGCUACAUCAUCCUGGCCGGGAUCUUCCUUGGGUACCUCUGCCCCUUCACCCUCAUCGCACGCCCCACUGUGGUCUCCUGCUACACGCAGAGGCUGCUGGUCGGACUCUCGGCCGCCAUGUGCUACUCAGCGCUGGUGACUAAAACAAACCGGAUUGCCCGCAUCCUUGCUGGCAGCAAGAAGAAAAUCUGCACCAGGAAACCUCGGUUCAUGAGUGCCUGGGCGCAGGUGGUCAUUGCCUUCAUCCUCAUCAGCGUCCAGCUGACCCUGGAGGUCACACUUAUAAUCAUGGAGCCGCCGGAGCCCAUCAAGUCCUACCCCAGCAUCAGAGAGGUCUUCCUGAUCUGCAACACGAGCAACCUAGGCGUGGUCGCUCCUCUGGGCUACAAUGGCUUACUCAUCAUGAGCUGCACCUACUACGCCUUCAAAACCCGAAACGUCCCGGCAAACUUCAACGAAGCCAAGUACAUCGCCUUCACCAUGUACACCACGUGCAUCAUCUGGCUGGCCUUCGUGCCCAUUUACUUUGGCAGCAACUACAAGAUCAUCACCACGUCCUUCUCAGUGAGCCUGAGCGUGACUGUGGCCUUGGGCUGCAUGUUCACCCCGAAGAUGUACAUCAUCAUCGCCAAGCCAGAGAGAAACGUGCGCAGCGCCUUUACCACCUCCGACGCCGUGCGCAUGCACGUGGGAGACGGCAAGAUGGCCUACCGCAGCAACAGCCUGCUCAGCAUGUUCAAGAGGAAGAAGAAUGCAGGCAACGGCAGUUCUAAUGGAAAGUCUGUGUCAUGGUCUGAACCAGGUGCAAGACAUCCUCCCAAAGGGGAUCAUACAUGGCACAGACUGUCAGUGCAUGUGAAGAAACAGGACGCAGGUUCCAAUCAGAUGGCCGUCAUCAAACCCUUAACUAACAGCUUUCAGAACCCUGAGUUCUCGAGCCUCAGCACCAAGACUUUAUACAACGUGGCUGAGGAGGAGGAGAGCUUGUGCAGUGGACCUGGAACUCCUGCCAUGGUGGCACACGGGCAAGCCCCGGGGCUUUUAAAAGAGGAGGACGUGGAAGUGUAUACACCUGGACACGUGGUGCCAGGUAGAACCGAUCGGCAUGUCGACCUGGACCUGCAGGACCGGCUGGAGGGCAGGGUUAAUGGUGAAACUCAUGAGCUCAGUCAUAUGAUGCCGAUGAGUGAAGGCGACAACGUGCCAGUGUACCACCUGGCCCACCUCCUCCAACAGGACCCAGUGCACUUGUUUGAUCUGGACCCCCCUUUAGAGGACGAAAUGGCAAGCGAACAGUUUGGCCUCCUCCAGAGCUUCAUGUGCAACGACACUGAGAUUCACCAUGAGCUCGAGGCCCAAGUGACGAUGGAAGAUUCUUUGGCUUUGAUGCCGCCCUCGCCCUUCCGGGACUGUCGUCCACAGAGUCCUGCUCUACCCUCACCUGUGUCUGAGUCCAGGCCUUACACUGCAGUGGUCCUGGGAGACCUCACGCAGAGCUCCUCUACGCUGUGACUCUGUUUCAUCAUUGUCUCUUAGUAUUGAAUAAUAUAGGGCUGUAAAUACUGAAACAUUAGCACAUGCCUCACCCUCGCUCAGAGGCUUCUGCUUCCACUCAAACAUUCCAUUUUUGACCCACAAAUCUAACACGGUUCUAACUUUGUUAGAGGUUCUUUGCAUGAAACCAAGUCUGUGUUCCUUCUCCUCGACUCACCCUGAGAGCUCCAGACAUGCUCCUCAAGGUCAAGGUCGUCAGCUAGUUGGUUAGUGAGAAGAAAAUGCAGCUCAUGAUGGUCAGUAGAAGCAUGUAUAUGUGAGUGAGAGGAGGAAGAAUGGCAAUGAGGGGAGAAGAGGUUGUGAGCUUCUGAGGUCAUGGAGUGGAAGCUUUUGUCAACAGAGCAUUCUCCAAAUAAACCCAGCAGUGUUUGGUGUCCUCAGCCUCACUUCACUGGUUCACCGCUGCAGACACUCACAAGCUAAGGAGUCUGCAGAGUUUAUAGCAGCGGUGCAGCAGUGUUCUUAGAUACAGGAAGCAGACUUGGACUCAGCUAGGGAGCCAGAUGGUUUGGACACCGGAGGGACAGUGAUCAGAGGAUGAAGCCCACACACCAGGAGCUCUUCUUCAGAGCUCAUUUGAUGAAUGACCUAUCGGAGAUAACUCUGUUGGAACUGAAGCGGAAGGAAGAGUUCCCAUCCAUUUCGGGACCGUGUACAGAGAACAGGUCAAAGCCUUGAAACUAUUAAUUUUUCAUGUCUAAAUCUUCACAAAUCAGUGCUGAGAGAGCUGAGGCUUACAAGUCUAUGACACAGGGUUUGUUUAAUUCAUACUUGGUCAUAAUGUUUUGGCUUCUCACUGCAAAAGCAAAAUAUUUCCUACAUGUUCUUGAAUAUCCUUUUUUUACUUUCUAGAGAUGCAGUGAGAUGAUCUGUGUCCUCAGAGUGUUGUCAUGGUUGUGUUCCGAUUAUAGUGCUUCCUUGUACAAAUACACAUGUAGUGUUUGCAGUAUUUUAGUGAGUAAUGUGACGCAGCUUCAGAUUGACACACGGCUUGGUGACUUCUCCAGUCAUGACCUUUGAUGCAAUGGCCUUUGACUCAUAUAUUGCUGUUUAAAGGGAAGUGCUCAAGUGAGUUUUAAAAUAAGAUUGUGGUAACCUGCUGUUAAGUUUAUGACCAAGCUCCAAAUGAUGAUGAUGAUGAUGAUGAUGAUGAUGAUGAUGAUUCUGCGCACAUUCGUCAGGGAGCCUGUCUGACCACAGUAAACUUUUUUAUGCUCUGGACUUGUGUGUUUCUUUCUGGGCUCCAGUGUGCCUCCAGCGCAGAACAGCUUCGAAGGGUUGUGCUGAGGUUCUUGUAUGAAAGUCCAUGAACACAUCACAGUAUAUGGAAAUAGGUUUCAUAUAUACAAACACCAGGAAAUAUGAGGAGACAAAUAAACUAUGAAAA
This is a messenger RNA of Synchiropus splendidus (mandarinfish), 5277 nucleotides long. It is a transcript of the gene grm1b, whose product is annotated as glutamate receptor, metabotropic 1b. The transcript has 10 exons. The record is from RefSeq and is a predicted model, not a curated record. Gene Ontology annotation, molecular function: adenylate cyclase inhibiting G protein-coupled glutamate receptor activity; G protein-coupled receptor activity involved in regulation of postsynaptic membrane potential. Lineage: Eukaryota; Metazoa; Chordata; Actinopteri; Syngnathiformes; Callionymidae. Gene Ontology annotation, cellular component: postsynaptic density membrane. Gene Ontology annotation, biological process: regulation of synaptic transmission, glutamatergic; G protein-coupled glutamate receptor signaling pathway. Bases 420 to 3848 code for a protein of 1142 amino acids.